Molecule: messenger RNA, 1769 nt
Organism: Panicum virgatum (switchgrass)
Lineage: Eukaryota; Viridiplantae; Streptophyta; Magnoliopsida; Poales; Poaceae
Product: zinc finger protein CONSTANS-LIKE 16-like
Exons: 2
Coding region: 112-1323 (403 amino acids)
Biological process (GO): regulation of DNA-templated transcription
Cellular component (GO): nucleus
Molecular function (GO): protein binding; zinc ion binding
Source: RefSeq, a predicted model, not a curated record
AGGUCACAAUUUUAUAAAGGAAAGGGCUUUGGAGCUCGCCCCCCACUGUUCCCGUUUUCGUCGAGCUCGCGCUUAACCCCACCGCCGGGAGAAGACGAAGUGUUCGACGAAAUGACGAGCGCUGGAUCGGCGGCGGGCGCCGCGCUGGGCGCGCGCACGGCGCGCUCCUGCGACGGCUGCAUGCGUCGGCGGGCGCGGUGGCACUGCCCCGCCGACGACGCCUACCUGUGCCAGGCCUGCGACGCCUCCGUCCACUCGGCCAACCCGCUCGCGCGCCGCCACCACCGCGUCCGCCUCCCCUCGGCGUCUUGCUCCUCCCCUCCGCGCGACCCCGACGCGCCCGCGUGGCUCCACGGCCUCAAGCGCCGGCCUCGGACGGCGCGGUCCAAGCCAGGAGGAAGCGGCAAGCAUGAGGCCACGCCCGCCUCGAUCGCCGCGGCCGUGUCGGCAGCGGUGCCCGACCUCGAGGCGGAGGAGUCUGGCGCAGGCAUCGUGGGCGACGACGACGACUUCCACGGGGUGGAGGAUGAGUACGAGGAUCUUCUGUACCGCGUCCCUGUGUUCGACCCCAUGCUCGCCGAGCUCUACAACCCCGUGACCGACGAGGGGGAGCAGAAGCCGGCCUGCCUGAUCUCGUCUCUCGCCGAGACGUCGCCGGAGUUUGCCUCCGGCUCGGCGGAGGCGGACGGGCUCUCCGGGUUUGACGUCCCGGACAUGGAGCUCGCUAGCUUCGCCGCGGACAUGGAGAGCCUCUUCAUGGGAGUCGAGGACGGGUUUGAUGAUCUGGGUUUCUUGGACGAGGAGAAGCCUCAGGUGAACGUGGACCUGGGUCGCAUGAACCUCGAGGCCACGGCGACGCCGGCGCCUCCGCCGGAACUAGAUGAGAAGAAAAGGAAGCGGCCAGAGAUGAUACUCAAGCUCAACUAUGAGGGAGUCAUCGCCUCUUGGGUCCGUGACGGCGGAUCGCCGUGGUUCCACGGCGAGCGUCGUCCUCACCUCGAUCCUUACGACGAGUCCUGGUCGGGCUUCCCGGCGGGGUGCAGGGGAAUCCUCGGCGGCGCCGUGACCGCGGUGACCGGCGGCGAGCGGGAGGCGCGGGUGUCGCGGUACCGGGAGAAGCGGCGGACGCGGCUGUUCGCCAAGAAGAUCCGGUACGAGGUGCGCAAGCUCAACGCCGAGAAGCGGCCGCGCAUGAAGGGCCGGUUCGUGAAGCGCAGCUCGCUGCCGUCGCUGCCGAGGCCCCCGCCGCCGCCGCAGCAGCAGAAGCAGCCGCCGCGGGCGAUGAUGCCGCACGUGGGCGCGCACGGGCGCUUCCGUUUUUGAGACUACUCGUCGUGCAUUGCAAAGCAUAGUAUAUAUAGUAUGUGCAUGAUGCAUGGUGCAUGCAUCUUCACGUACAGUACACGUACAUGUGAUCUACAAGUAAACACUACAGAUAGUAUCACGUAGCAUGUUCUUUCUACUCUACUUUUAAAUGGGGAUGAACGUACCUAGUGUUAGUUUUGAGCAGAAUCCGUACGUGCUAGUUAUUAGUUCUCCCAAAGAUGCCUUACAAGUUACAUUAGUCACGACUGAAAUAUUCGUAUCCACCACCUGUGCAGAAUCUAAUUAAUGUGCAAAGUAGCUAAGGAUCGUUAAGUAUGUUAAUGGGCGCAUAGCUAGGUUGGGUGUUUCUCUUCUGUUUGUAAAGAAGGAUAUACUAAUUACAAGGGCGUGUGAGAUCAAAGUGAUGAUCUGAUAUACUAUGUGCGUGGUUUGCUUCUUGUUUC